AAGUGCUUUAUUACGCACUGGGUACUUUCACAAAUAAAAAAAAAAAAGAAACAGAAAACCAAAAUGAUUAAGUUGUUUUCUCUGAAACAGCAGAAAAAAGACGGUACCGAUAGCGGAGAAAAAUCAGGAACACAGAAAAAAGCAUCAGCUGCACAGUUGAGAAUACAGAAAGAUAUUCAUGAACUCAAUUUACCAAAGACCUGUCAAGUAGAUUUUCCUGAUCAAGAUGACUUAUUAACCUUUAAACUUAUCAUUUGUCCAGAUGAGGGUUUCUACAGAGGAGGAAGAUUUGUAUUUAGUUUUAAAGUAGGUCAAGGUUAUCCUCAUGACCCUCCAAAGGUAAAAUGUGAAACAAUGGUGUAUCAUCCUAACAUAGAUCUGGAAGGAAAUGUAUGCCUCAAUAUUUUAAGAGAAGACUGGAAGCCUGUUUUAACAAUUAAUUCUAUAGUAUAUGGAUUACAGUAUUUAUUUUUGGAGCCAAAUCCAGAGGACCCAUUAAAUAAAGAAGCAGCAGACGUAUUACAGAACAACAGACGGUUAUUUGAACAGAAUGUUUCAAAAUCAAUGAGGGGAGGUUAUAUAGGAUCUACAAUGUUUGAACGAUGUUUAAAAUGAUGACCCUUCUAGUUUAGAUAUAAAAAAAUGUGACAAACAUUUCAUAUGAGUUGUACAAGGAAAUACAUCAUGCAAGUAAUACCACUGCACCAUCACGGCAUUUAUUGGAUGUGUAGUAAGAGAAGCUCUGAUAUUAUUUGUUAUAUAUUUGUUGUUUGGAAAAGAUUGAUGUUGGAAGAGGAUAUAAAGUGGGUAGUAUAUCAAGCUGUCAUUGGUUGAAUAAAUUUUUUAAUCAGUGACAUUUUGAGAAGUAGCAGCAAAUGUCUUCUUUUCUUUUUUUUUUCUCGUGGAUUGUUAAAAUAAUUUAAAGAAUAUUACAGUGUACUAGUUAAUCUUUUCUUAUAUACCGUAAUUCCUUGAUAUUUAUAGUUGGUUUAUUAUUUCUUCAUGAUGUAUCAUAAUUGUGAAAAAUCAUUCAUAAAAACUUUUCAAAUCACUGUGAAUCUUGAUCUUUGAAUAGUUUUUAUUGAAUAAAUAGUCAUUUAAAGAUUGGUCCCUUUUUUUCCUAAAGUGAUAAGUGAAUCUAGUUAAACUGCCUGUACACAUUAGAAUUUUUUCAUUUUUUCUGUGAACAAUUUUAUCACAUAAUUGACUAGAACAGUCCUUUCUCAUCUUAGCAUUUCUAAUAGCCACAAUAUGCCUUUUACCAUUUUAAAAUUGAUUUUAAAACCCUUAAUAUGCAUUAUACCUAGUUAAAUUACUGGGGGAAAAAAUGAUAUCUACAAUGUAUCCUUUAGUAAAAUUUCUACCUUUUACAUAAAGAAAUAUUUGUUGUCAGAACUUCCUGUUUGUAGCAAACUGUUGUAACUUGCCAUUUCAUGUGUUUUUAAUCAUGUUCACAAAAUACGAAUAUUAGUUUAAUAAUUUAUGCACCAGAGUUAGGGAAGUUAGGUCUAGAGGAACCAGUAUUUUAAAAGAAACAAUAUUAGAUAAAACUGCCUCAUAUUUUAUAUCAUUGUGACACUUAUUCAAUGUAUCAGUAUAAACUUUGAAUUUAUUUACCUGUAAUAACAUUUAAUAGUUACAUGUCACAAAUAAUAUUGUAGCUUCCUCUUUUUUUUUUAUUGUAUUUUUGAAACAUUAUCAUUGAAUACAGCUUUUAUAUUCAAGUUUUUUUUUAAGUUCUGAAAAUAAUUUUUUAUCGAGAAAAAUAAUUGCUUAUAUUAAAAGGUCAAACGGAGGUUAUAAUUAAAAUUGCCUUUGGCCAGGGGUUAACAUAGAUACUCAAUUGUUCUUAAAAAAUCUUUCUCUUACAUAGUAAGGGAGUACAUGUAGUGUGUUUGCUACUUUGUUAAGGAAAUAGCUUAAAGGGGGAAAACUCUGAAAUUCAUUUCAUAUGUAUACCACCUGUCAAGUAAAUUGAAGAUUUUUUAAAAAGAACUUCUCACAUAAGGUUUUGGGUACAUUACAACAACAAAUUAAAAUGGAGAGUUUAAGCCACUCCUUUAUUGUCACAUACAACAGAACAUAUUUUGAGUGAUGUAAACGUUUAUCCAUGAAUUGUGUGCCCUUAAAAAAAAUGAAUUUCACCCUUUAAUCUUUUGAUGAGUUCCUGAUAUCCUAUUAUUGAAAUGCUCUAUGACAUUAAAUUUUCUUAUCUGGCAUUUAUAAACAAUCUUAAUUGGUUUUAAAUACAUAUUUCUGUUAGAAUUACUAAAUUUACUUGAUAUGUUAAGACAUUUUCAAUAGUUAACCUUAAAAUGACUGAAAGAUCUUUACAUGUAACAAUGUAUAAACUGGGGUUUUAAUGAAAACAAAAGUCAUGAGCUCCAAAUUUUGGAUGAUAGUCUUGUAGUAUGAAUGAUCAGGGUGAUGUGCUAUAUUUAUAUUAUUUUGUUCUGUAAAAAAUAAUGAGUCAAUAAAAAUUAUUCAACCUCA
Molecule: messenger RNA, 2493 nt
Organism: Mytilus californianus (California mussel)
Lineage: Eukaryota; Metazoa; Mollusca; Bivalvia; Mytilida; Mytilidae
Product: NEDD8-conjugating enzyme Ubc12
Exons: 5
Coding region: 64-615 (183 amino acids)
Source: RefSeq, a predicted model, not a curated record